GUCAAAAUAUCGUUGAAAUUUCCGUAAAAUCAUCAAAUUUUCGUCAUUUACCAUAAUCUCCAUUUUCAUUUACUUUUUCAAAAAGAAAUAGUACUGAAAAGUAAAUAAUGGGUAGUCUUUGGGAUGAAGGAGACAUAGCUGGGGCUGUAACAAAAGCUAAGCAACUAGGCGCUGUUUUUAUUGUUUUUGUGGAAGGUAAAAAUGAGCUGUCGUCUCAUUUUCUUCAGUUGUUCAACAAUGAGGAGGUAUUGAAAAAAUUGAAAACUAAUCAGUUUGUAGCCAUUAAAGUAGAGGAAAAUUCUACAGCACAUCAACAAUUCAGUGCAAUAUAUCCUCAUAAUUCCAUUCCAUCUGUAUUUUUCAUUGGAAAAAAUGGUAAACCCUUAGAAAUUUUAACAAAAAAUGUUAAUGUGGAAGAAUUCAACAGUACUAUAAAUGGUGUAAUAGAAAGAAGUGGUUUCUCUUUGAAAGCAGAUGCCUCUACAAAUAUUAUUGAAAAAGAAAAGGAACUGGCUUGUAACAAAAACACAAAUAGCCCAAUCACAAGUACUUCAGAUUCACAUGUAGAAUCUAAACCUUCCUCUUCAUCAUCUAAAGAGAUGAGUCCUGAAGAAAAAGUUCAGCAUGCUAAAGAGCUGAUUGAACAGAGAAAGGAGGAGAAGAAGAAGCAGGAGGAAGAGGCUGAAAAGCAGAGGGAAAUAGAACGUCGCAAGAUUGGACAGAAUGUACAACAAAUGAAGAGGUGGCAGCAGGACGAGUCAAUGAAGCAGCUGAUGGAAGAGAGAAACCGAGAGAAAAAGGAGAAUCAAGCUGCAAGAGACAGAGUUCUGGCCCAGAUUGCUCAAGAUAAAGUAGAGAGGGCAGCUAGGUUUUCCAAUCAAGGUUCAGCGAGUGUUCCAUCAAUACCACAAGCCACUGCUGAAGGUAGCAGGGCUGUACCGAGAGGUAACACCACAAGAUUACAGUUCAGAUUACCAGAAGGAAGAGUGUAUACACAUGAAUUUCAGAUCAGCGACACUCUGCACAGGGUCCAUCAGUAUAUCCUCAACGAAAUUACCCCACCCUUCACGAAUUACACAAUCUCAACGACUUUCCCUCGUAGAGAGUUCAACGAAAGCGACAACGGUCAGACUCUGCUGGAUCUGCAACUGGUUCCGAACGCCGUCAUAUUGAUUUUGCCCCAGGUGCAGGGCGCCGUAUCCAGCAGAGCCAGCGGGAUGUUGGGCAGUAUGUUCUGGUGGAUUAUGGCUCCGAUCAUGAGCAUGUACGACUUUUUGGUCGGGUUCAUUUUCGGUACGCCGUCUAUCAGGAGGAGCGAGCCUUCGACGAGCGCCAAAAGGUCGGCAUCAGAGACUGAUGUGACACAUAGGAAUCAACCAAAAAGGCAGGCUGGCAAUUCUACAGAAAUUAAGAAACAGGGUAAUAUCCACCGCUUGAAAGAGAGACCAGAUACAGAUGAUGAGAAUAACACAUGGAACGGUAAUUCUACUCAACAGAUGUAAUAGACUGGAGAAGGAAUUAGAUUGCAAGAGACUAUAUAAAUAAACCUGCAAACCACGCAAUUUUAUGAUGUAUGAAUAAUAUAUAAGUUGAAUACUAAAUUAUGCAUUUUAUUCUAUGUUCCACAAUUACGAUUUAAUAGCACAUUUGCUAUAUAUAUGUUAUCUUUCUUGUUGAAUAAAUAUAUGUUGAAAUCUU
Messenger RNA from Coccinella septempunctata (seven-spotted ladybird), 1698 nucleotides. Its product is annotated as UBX domain-containing protein 4-like. NCBI's taxonomy places the organism in Eukaryota, Metazoa, Arthropoda, Insecta, Coleoptera, Coccinellidae. Bases 108 to 1502 code for a protein of 464 amino acids. The record is from RefSeq and is a predicted model, not a curated record. Gene Ontology annotation, molecular function: protein binding. The transcript has 7 exons.